AUGGGUCAAACGGCGUCUUCCGCGUUGCCAGAUAGCAGCAAAAACUACGAAACCGACGGACGAAUUUCUCAUAAAAAGCACUUAGUGCCAGUAAGGGAGCAUCCAGGACAGUGGUGUUAUGUCAGCUGACCUCCCCCUCUUGCUGCUGCUGAGCUGCUGACUGUCACCCUGACCACCCCAUCAUUAUCAUGUCCCUGGGCGACAACCCUCACCUGCUGCUCGGCAGGAUCCGCUUCCUGAACAAGUGCAUUGAGAGUUUCAGGAGGAGCGAGCCGAUGCCGGAGUGUCUCUGUUAUGUCCCCAGAGAGGUGUGCUACAAGAUCUGCAAGGAUUCAUCUUCCUCCUCCUCCGCCUCCUCCGGAGCAUCAGCAGGAGGCUCUACCGUCGGAAAAACCGUCGUCUCCGUCUUUGAAGGUCCACAUCAGAUCCCUCAUAGCAAGAGAGCAUGCAAGUACAACAUUGAACCAAAGAAAGGGACUUGUAUCCGGACAACAGGGGAAGAAUACUGCAAUAGCCAGGGCCUAUGGGUCAAAAUCAAUAAGGAGCAGCUGGAGGAGCACCGUCCAGGUCAGGAGUUGGAGGAAGGCUGGAUCCUGGUGUGUAAACACACAGAGGGAGGCGACAGGCUGGUGCCGGUGGAGUCGCCAGAGAUCGUCAGCAGGCAGCAGCAGCUCCUCGGCUACGACCAUAAACCCUGCAACAGGUGGGAGCAGGUGGUGGAUGUUGAGAAUGCACUUUACAUCGGCGCCAAGCCCAAAAUCGCUGAGUGUGAUGACGCCGCCGUCCAGAAGCUAAGGUAUGUCCCUCCCACCUGGACAUACGAAUGUGACGAGGACCUGGUGCACUACUUCUAUGACCACAUAGGGAAAGAGGACGAGAACCUGGGGAGUGUGAAGCAGUGUGUGACCAGCAUCGAUGUUUCUUCAUGCUCAGAGGAUCCCAGUGGAGGAGCAAGCUGUCUGACAGAUGGUGACACUGAAACCUACUGGGAGAGUGACGGCAUGCAGGGACAACACUGGAUCCGCCUGCACAUGAAGAGAGGCACUGUGGUCAAUAAGCUGAUACUGACCGUGGACUCAACAGAUGACAACUACAUGCCCAAGAGAGUCACAGUUUAUGGAGGAGAGGGAGACAACCUGAAGAAGCUGAGCGAUGUCACCAUAGACGACAACCUGAUUGGAGAAGUGUGUGUGCUGGAGGACAUGACAUCCCACCUGCCUGUCAUUGAAAUCCGAAUUGAGGAAUGUAGAGAUGAGGGAAUAGACGUCCGGAUCCGAGGCUUGAAGAUCAAGUCGUCAUGUGAGAGGGACCUGGGCCUGAACGCUGACGUUUUCCAGUCCUCUAACCUGGUGCGCUACCCCCGUCUGCAGGGCACCCUGCCUGACGUCCUGUACCGCAGAGCAUUAGUCAUCCAGAGGUUCAUCUGCCUCCUGGACAGUGUACUCCCACACUUGGUGCCGGCCUGGGACUACAGCCUGGGUACCUUCAACCAGAUCAAAAGCAUAAAGCAGUUCCUGCUGCUGUCAAAGCGUCGCUCAGCCCUCAUCACUCAGUGCCUAAAGGACUCUGAGACCAGUAAGCCCAACUUCAUGCCCCGACUCUACAUCAACAGACGUCUGGCCAUGGAGCACAGAGACAACCCGUCUCUGGACCUGAGCUGUAAGAACGCUGUGUUCAGUCAGGUGUAUGAAGGGCUCAAGCCAUCUGACAAAUUUGAGAAGACCUUGGAUUAUAGGUGGCCCGCUCGCUAUGAUCAGUGGUGGGAGUGUAAGUUCAUUGCAGAGGGAAUCAUUGACCAGGGAGGUGGAUUUCGGGACAGUCUGGCAGACAUGUCUGAGGAGCUUUGCCCGAGCUCAGCCGAGUGUCCCAUGCCUCUGCCAUUCUUCUCCCGUACAUCCAACCAGGGCGCCUUAGAGGCCAGAGAUUACUACGUCCCCAACCCGUCCUGUAAAGAGUUCCACAAGUACGAGUGGAUCGGUCAGCUCAUGGGAGCUGCUCUCAGGGGAAAAGACUUCUUGGUCUUGGCUCUGCCCGGGCUGGUGUGGAAACAGCUGACUGGGGAAGCCGUCAGCUGGAGUAAAGAUUUCCCUGCUGUAGACUCUGUUCUGGUAAACCUGCUGGAGGCCAUGGAGAACAUGGACCAGGAGACGUUUGAGUUCAGGUUUGGGGAAGAGCUGGUGUACACCACCCUGCUGAGCGACGGCCAAAUGGUGGAGCUCAUCCCCGGCGGCAGUAAUGUGGCAGUUCGCUACGAGGACCGCAGCGAGUUCGUCCGCCUGGUGCAGAAAGCUCGGCUGGAGGAGAGCAAGAAGCAGAUUGCAGCCAUGCAGGCGGGGCUGCUGAAGGUGGUGCCUCAGGCGGUGCUGGACCUGCUCACCUGGCAGGAAGUGGAAAAGAAAGUGUGUGGAGACCCGGAGAUCACUGUGGAAGCCUUGAAACGACUCACACGAUAUGAAGACCUGGAGCAAAGUGACGUUAGGGUGCAGUACUUGUGGGAAGCGCUGUCAAACUUUACCAAUGAGGAUCGCAGCAGGUUUCUGAGGUUUGUAACUGGUAGAAGUCGUCUUCCCGCUCCUAUCUAUGUCUUUCCUGACAAACAAGGCUCUGAGACGACAGAUGCUCUUCCACAGUCCUCCACGUGUUCCAGCACUCUUUAUUUACCCAACUAUCCAAGUGCAAAGGUUUGUGAGGAGAAGCUGCGUUAUGCUGCAUACAACUGUGUGGCCAUCGAUACAGACAUGAGCCCCUGGGAGGAGUGAUCUCCCUGCUGCUUCACUGAACAAACUCUGGGCACUUUACAGAUCACUGAUGAAUGGAGAAGGCUUGCCAAGUUUAUCACCAUAUCUACACAACUGCCAAUUAAUCCUUUCUGUAUAUAAUAAAGAACUAUAUGGAAACAUGGA
Toxotes jaculatrix (banded archerfish) is the source of this 2903-nucleotide messenger RNA. RefSeq names its product HECT domain containing 3 (gene hectd3). Bases 189 to 2759 code for a protein of 856 amino acids. Gene Ontology annotation, molecular function: ubiquitin-protein transferase activity. The transcript has 20 exons. Lineage: Eukaryota; Metazoa; Chordata; Actinopteri; Toxotidae. The record is from RefSeq and is a predicted model, not a curated record.